AGAAUGUUAAACGAUGGUUUUGAAAGCGGAGAACGUCAUCUGCGCUUGGCUGACAGGGAAGCUGCCCGGCCCUCGGUGCAGCAUUUGUGGAUGUACAGCUUCGUGCCAGGAGCGCCGAUGUGUGCACAGAGCUUCUAGAAACAGCGGUUCCUACUGAGCAGAAAGCCUUCACUGGCAUGUGCAGCUAACUGUGCUUUCUGUGCUUUGCCUCUAAGUACCUUGUUGCAUCACUUGACUGUUCCAGGCACAGUGUAAAAGCCAUCGAUUCCAUUGCCAAUGGUGCAGCCCGCAGAGGACACUGGAGGUUGGACUCAGUGCUCCUUCCAACGCAGGAUAUGCUGUGAUUCUCUGGCCUGUGCCUUCUGCUUCGUGCUGGGGCCUCGCUGCUUCCUGCUUUCUCCAUCAGUAAGGGGACACAGGGAAAAGUCAGCUGUGUGUGUACCAUGUUUUACAUGAUUAAUUUGUGAAAUCUUGAGCAAAAGAGGAUGGAAUGAUAGUGGGAUGAAAGGUGCAAGAGUUCUGGAUCUCUGCUGUUUUCUGCAUAACGUAUUCUCUAAGUUUCAAAACCACGGAUUGAUUUUUGACUGUUGAACGUGUUUCCUCUUGAAACAACAUUAGAUGGUUUUAUGGUCUGCGUUUAAUUCAAAGUGUUAAUUAUAAGGUGUUCAUCAUAAGCAGCUAGCAGAGUGAGGGCAAUAUUUCAGGCUGUGGUAAGAGGCUCAUCACCAGGAAUGCAAAGGAGUGCAGAGGCACGACAGUAGUGGUGGUGGAACCAUGGGGGAACCAUGAAUCUCAUUAGAGGAAUUAGAGAUUAGUGUUUGUGUCCUGUCACAGGACAGCCAUCGGCCCCAUUGCCCAGGGUGUGACACACAGCAUGUCAACAGGCUUUCUGGAACAGCUUACAGGGUUGAGAGGGGUAACUGCCAGCAGAGCAUGGGUCGUCUUAUGGGAUGCAGGAGAGGAGCAUCUUGUGAUUGUAUAGAGCUUCUUACAGAUGCUUAAGGGAGGGACCAGAGGAGGGGAGCAAGGUGGUUUGCAGAGCAACAAUUAUGGGAAAAUAGAUGGAAAAGAGGAUAAAAAGGCCCAGUCAAGUGCAAACAAACACUGGUCAGCAUGUUUGUCUGGUUGUAUCCUAUACUGGAUUUCUGCAGCCUGUUCCUUUUUGUCAUUAAGCUCCAUAUAUAACUGUUCUCCUGGAAGAGAGGACUCUGUAUUCAUAUGUGAAGUCUCAGUGCCAGCAACAGGAAUGAUACUGUAAGCUGUAGGGACCUCUGUGACUGAUGAGAGAGAGAGAGAGUCUAGGUGCCACCAGCUGGGUUGGUGACCUGGAGAGAGCAGAGCACAUGUGUGUUGGCAGGUCUGCCACUAUAUGGUUGCUCGUGAGCAUUGGGCUGGGCUGGAUGGUGAGUAGGACAGCGGGCCCGGGGCCAAGUAUGAGUGCAACUGGGUGUGGGCACAGUGCUAGUGAGAUGAGGGGAUAUUUGAGCUGGCAGUGAGAGAGAUCAGAAGAGAAUAUGAGGUUUGAAAAUUGUUUUAGGGGCCCAUUGGUGUACGUGUGUGAGAGAGGUGACCGGAUACAAAGGCUGUCUGGGUACUGGAUAGGUGGAGCAUCUGGGGCCGUUCAGUGAGGAAUCUGUGGUGCAUCCAUGGGGAGUUGGCACUGUGAAUCAUGAUGAGAUCUGAACCAGGAAUGGGAGGGGGUCUGUGGGGAGACCAGCAGUUCCUGGUUAGAUCGAGUCCCUGUAGAGAUCCGCGUUGUGCAUAUGCUCGUAUUUCACACUAACAGACCUUUGUCUUGGCCAGGGAACAGCGUGAGGUGUUGUGCAUGUGUGCUGUACAGCCUCAGCCUUGCUGCUGCUGGUGCCUGGGACAAGAAGCUGCAGCAGCCUCGGGCUGGCGUGACCGGCAGCACCCAGCAGCGUGUUACCUUCAGGAAAUGGCCUCUUCUAAGUCUUUGAUGAACCUUCUGACCUUCAGUUUUGGAUCUGCAAUAGGAUUUUUUCUAUGCUAUCUCCUGUUUAGCAUGAUACUAGAAGAACAGGUUGAGAUCCAACCUCGUAUUCUUCACAAUGAUCCACAUGGUCAACACUCAGAAGAUACUGAUAACAAUCAGCUGCAAGGACAAAUGAAUUUCAAUGCGGACUCUGGACAGCAUAGAGAUGAGAAUAAAAAUGUUGCAGAUGGACUCUAUCAGAAGGUGAAAAUACUUUGUUGGGUCAUGACUGGACCUCAAAAUCUGGAGAAGAAAGCCAGACAUGUUAAAGCCACCUGGGCCCAACGUUGCAAUAAAAUACUUUUUAUGAGCUCUGAGGAAAAUAAAGACUUCCCAACAGUGGGCCUAGAAACCAAAGAAGGCAGGGACCAACUUUACUGGAAGACUAUAAAAGCUUUUCAGUAUGUUUAUGACCAUUAUCUUGAUGAUGCUGAUUGGUUCAUGAAAGCGGAUGAUGAUACGUAUGUUAUAUUGGACAAUUUAAGGUGGCUUCUUUCAAAGUACAGUCCUGAACAGCCGAUAUACUUUGGAAGAAGGUUUAAGCCUUAUGUGAAACAGGGCUACAUGAGUGGAGGAGCGGGGUAUGUUCUGAGCAAAGAAGCUCUGAAAAGAUUUGUGACUGCUUUUAAAACCAACAAAUGCUCUCAUAGUUCCUCUAUUGAAGACUUAGCACUAGGAAGGUGCAUGGAGAUCAUUAAUGUAGAAGCAGGAGAUUCCAGGGAUACAAGUGGUAGGGAAACAUUUCAUCCCUUUGUUCCAGAACAUCUCUUAAUCAGAGGAUACCUACCAAAAACAUUCUGGUACUGGAAUUACAAUUAUUACCCUGCUGUAGAGGGCCCUGGAUGCUGCUCUGACCUUGCGGUUUCAUUUCACUAUGUUGAUUCCAUGACAAUGUAUCACUUGGAGUACUUGGUUUACCAUCUCCGUCCAUAUGGGUAUUCGUAUCGGUACAAUCCUGAUUCGGCAAAGAGCCCGGGGGAGCAGAACAAAAAUGAAGCACUAGAGGAUAAUCCAAAGCUAAAGCAAAAGACUUCUGAGAAUUAAUUGGACUUUGAAGGAAACUGAAAGAAGGCAGUACGGUGAUUAAGAGUCUUCUCAAACUCCUGCAUGAAGCUUGUGGACUAGGAUUAUCCAUUGCGAUUCUUACGUUGGCAGUACUACCAGUCAGUGCCUGUGCACAAAAGAGUCCAGCGUAGGCUCUGGCUGAUUGGGAUAGUGUGACAUUGCAGCCCUACUCACAAAGAUAUUGGGCCCUAGAGCUGUGGAACAGGAGGAGGUUCUGGUACGCUGAUUCCUAGAAGAACUCAGAUUUAAAAGCAUAGUGGACAGAUUCAAAGAUAAUCUUACAGUGUUUUUUUUUUUUCCCUUCCAAUUGUUCUGUUAUGUGAGUUCUUAUACUAGAAAUCUGAUGUAACGGGAAUGCUUUCAUGAUGGUUUUCUCCAGUAUUUUCAGUAUUCUGAAGUUACUGCGUGCAUGUUGCCCUAUAAGGAAAUAAGAAGGGUAAAAAAUAGAGCCUCAAAUCUGCUUUGCCUUAAUGACAGACUGGUUGGUAAGAACAGAGACACACCUCAGUGAUUAAUGUCUGAAUUAUUUCAGAAAUUAAAUUCACUGCUAGGAAUUAUUUACAGUUUUUUACUGUAAAUCUUUAUUGUACAGAACAACAUGAAGUUAGAUCACUACUGUCUUAGGGAGAAAUCCAGGGAUAGUUAUUGUUCAGAUUACUGAGGUGAUGUGAGGAGAUUAUGUUUGUCCAUGGCUUUUUUUAAUUUUAUUUCAAUCAAGUUGCCAUUUGGCUAAAUAAAUUCAUCUCAGAACUUGUGAGCUAAAAAUGCUUUUUCAUAUGGAAGCUCUUCUCCCCCAUUACAUUUUCUCUGUAAAACAGAACGGAUAGUAUGUUAGCCAAGUUGCGGUGGCAUGUAAUAGUUUGGAUUCAGCCAGUGUUAAUUAGUUCAUUGCUGUUCAGUUUCCCCAUUUCUGUACUUUGAGAUUGUGACAUUACCUUAUUCACAGGAUUUUACAGGUACAAACACAUGCUGUUUUAAAACAGGAACAAAGCUCAUUUGUCUGCUUGGCUUAGAGAACUUCAUUUCCCUUUUCUGAACUCUUCCUCCAUUCUUAAAGUUUCUUGUUGCUUUUUUCAGAACGAAGUGAUAGAUGAUUGCUGUGUCACUCUUGUGAUAGAUGAUUGCUGUGUCACUCUUGUGAAGCUGAAGUAUUUGGUUAUUCAGGUAACCCAGCCUGAAUGCAGGUAUCUUUCAAGUGCAUUAAUCUCUCCACUACUUUAUGAGCAUCUCUGCCUCGUAAGUGAAAACACUUUCUUGAUGUGGAACAAAACGGUUUUAAUUACCGAAGAGUUUUCAGAAGUCAAGUCUGUGUUUUACAUACACAACACAAAACUUUGUGGUUUUCACUUCUUCGAAUUCAGUUAAUAGAGCAGUUCAGGGGAUGGGGUUAAGCCUGACAUGCCUUUAUUCCACACUUGAACAAAAUUUCUUUUUAGCAUUUUUCGCCUUCAUCAUAUUGAUGAAUUUGGACAUAACCUGAUUACCUCCAGUCACUGCUUUGGAAAGGGCACAUACCGAUAGCAGACAGCCUUAUUUACUGCUGCUGUCCUUCAGGUUCCUGGAGAGGAUGUUAGCAUAAAGUACUGGAAUUUGUGUUUUCCAAAGAUAGUUCUCGCACAGAUUGGGGUUCUGUCUGUGGUCCAGUAGUGAGGUCGUGCAGCAUAAUGGCAAUUACUGAAAUAUAUGGAAUUGAAAUACUGUUUGUCAUGUCUCUGCCUGAAUAUAGGCUAGGUUUGUAUGUUAAACCUGUUGAUCUUUCAUGAGGAAGAUUCUGCAAAAUACCGAAAGAGAUGAGCUUUAUUUUAUGUUAACUGACUUAGAAGAUCAUAACCGUAUUUGUUUAGAAAAAGGAAAAAGCCUCCAGUUUGCUGUAGUCAGAGGGGUGCUGUAGUGCUGUAGUCAGAGAGAGAAUGCCUGAUAGCUUCUUUUAGUUGGAUGCUUCCUUCUGUCAGCUAAACGUUUAUCCCGCGUGCCAUGUGAACACUAAGAUUGUGAAAUCCAUAUGCUGUUGAUAACUCUGGUGGCAUUGUUCAAACCUGCAAUUAGAGGUUCUGGAAUACAUCAGGAAACUGUAGAAUGAAAUCAAGAUCCCAGCGUUAAUCUCUUUGCCUUUCCUCUGGGGCAGUUCUGAUGGUUGCCUGUUCCCCAGCUGUGGUUGGUGGGCUUAGCAGAGCAGGGCAGGGCCUCGGGUGGAAUGGGGAAAUAAAGAAGUGAGCAGCACAUAUCUGCAAGGCCGAGAACUUACUGCUCGUGACAAGUAGGCGGCCUAUCUGGAGAAGUAAGAGCAGCCUUCUCUUCCAGUGCUCAUUCUUGCUUUGUUUUAAAGUGUUCUGCUCCCACACCUCUGGUAUUAUUUCUUUUGCCUUUCUGGCAAUGCUGCAAAGAAAUCCAAAUUUUUUUUUCCUGUCAGUAUCCAAAUAGGCUUGAAAAAAUAUGGAUUUAACAUUCUAAUAGAAGGCUGUUGCUCUCUGCUAAAUUGUAAUGUAGCAACGAGCCUAUACCUCCUGAAAUGGGCAGUUUGCAUCUCAUUCUUCACCAGCUGAAGCGGACGAGAUUGGAAUUUGAGCAGUUAGUGUAAUUUUCACAUGCCAUCUUACAGAACCAUUAACAGUUUAUUAUUUCACUCUCAGGUCUUCGUGCUUUGACAAAGUAUUGAGUAUUUCUGUAGCCCCAGCAGGCUUCUUCAUGGGAGGAUUCAGAAGCACAGAGUCUCUUUGGCUCUUUAGAUUAUUGCAUGCUCUCUCUCUCUCUUGCUCUCAGAUCUCUUAAUCAAAAUUAGAAACUUCCAUUGGUAUGGUUGGUUGUAAUAAAAAUGGUGCAUCUAACAUUUAUGAACUAGUUUUCUUGGAAUUAGGAAGCAGCAGGCUUUUCUUAAACAGUUGUUUGCCCCUGGAUAUGGGAAUGUUCCUUAGCAUAAGACAGUAACGUAUUAACCCUGCAGUGUGUUUUAGCUCAGAAGAAAUGAGAGUGCCAAGCAAAGUUCCUCAUUGGAGGACAGUGUUAAAUUUGGCUUGCAGAAAAAAAACAAAUUUAAUCUUUAACUUUGAGUUCAUUUGUGCAGCCUGUGUUGGACUUAGUGAAGGGGUUAGACUGUGUGCUGUUAGCACAGUGUCUCAUCUUGUGGGAGGUCUCUUCCCAAUGUCUUUUGCCUGUAAGGACACUGUCUUUGUUUUGCUCUGAUGGGGUUAUGUAUUAAAAUCACUUUUUCUUUACAUAUGACUAUUCUGUUUCCAGAGUGUGCAUUUCACUGAGUACCUGGCACACCUGUAGUGCACAGUUUGCCAUCCGAGAAGGGCUUUUAUCUUCGUAUGACUAAGAAAGAUGUGGGUUAUUUCUCUGAUGUCCUGCUGCUGCUGCUAGUAGUGCACAGGCAGAUGGACAUAGACCUUUCAGUGUGGCACAACGUGGGAAAGCUGCUUUGUCCUUUGUCCUUUUUCUGACAAGAAAAACUUCUGUGAGAUUCCAAAGGUGUAAUUUGUUUUAGUUUACCAUACUGUAUUUAAAAUACUCCAUAAAUGUUGUUAAUGCUCUUAAAAAAUAAAAUGAAUAUUGCUGCUGGACAGUAUAUUCCACUAAAAACCUGUGAAUGUUUCAUUUUGCAGUUAUAGGCUGUUGUGUCCCUACUGACGGGUGUAAAUUGGUGACUUGUCUGGACUGAUCACCGUAAGAUUUCUGAAACACCUUCUUUGAAGUGCCUUUGACCAAUUUUUAGCAUCAAAAUUUAGUUCAG
Lagopus muta (rock ptarmigan) is the source of this 6788-nucleotide messenger RNA. RefSeq names its product core 1 synthase, glycoprotein-N-acetylgalactosamine 3-beta-galactosyltransferase 1 (gene C1GALT1). Gene Ontology annotation, cellular component: membrane. The record is from RefSeq and is a predicted model, not a curated record. The transcript has 4 exons. NCBI's taxonomy places the organism in Eukaryota, Metazoa, Chordata, Aves, Galliformes, Phasianidae. The coding region runs from base 1826 to 3037 and encodes 403 amino acids. Gene Ontology annotation, molecular function: N-acetylgalactosaminide beta-1,3-galactosyltransferase activity.